This is a messenger RNA of Vollenhovia emeryi, 4106 nucleotides long. RefSeq names its product zinc finger FYVE domain-containing protein 1-like. Gene Ontology annotation, molecular function: metal ion binding; GTP binding; GTPase activity. The record is from RefSeq and is a predicted model, not a curated record. The transcript has 7 exons. The coding region runs from base 559 to 2595 and encodes 678 amino acids. NCBI's taxonomy places the organism in Eukaryota, Metazoa, Arthropoda, Insecta, Hymenoptera, Formicidae.
GUUAUCACUAUAGUGUAAGAUUAUACAGAAUUGACCCCCUUCUGACUCGAAGAUCUCGACACUAGCUACGCCCAAAAAAGCCUGGUUUAAUAACGGUCGACGAACAGGAUAUUUUCUAGACCGCACGGCACGGCACGCUGCGGUUAUCGCCAACUCUCGCUUCGCUCAACCGGCUCAACUACGCUCCGCGUUAAAAUCGUCCGCUCGAAGGUGCGUCUAGACGCUGCAACGAUUUUGAUCAACGUGUUCGCGCGGUGCUCAGAAUUGCGCUCGGUUAUUUCUCGCCGUCGAGGAGUCGGACAGAGAUCGGGGAUUGUUGUCGAGGUCGAGCCGCCCGUUCGGUCGGAUAACUCAGAUUGGUGGGAUCCGCGGCACGGAUACCGGCGGCCGAGUCGAGCACGCGCGAUCGUACAAUGGUAAUGUGACCGUCGCACGCGUCGAUUCUCCUGAGUCACCAUUCGCGCCCGCGUGUCAAUUACAGCUCUCGCGUCCAAACGCAGAACGCCCGCCGCCGAGCUCGAGAGCGAGAUAGGUAGGUAGGUAGGGGCCGCCGGCGCCAUGAGCACGGAGAUGUGGAAACCCUGGGGCGAAACCCUGAGGCCGGAGCCGACGGAUUCGGCGAUCAUGAAGAGCCUGGACAGUAACCUGGAUAACGGUUUUGACAAGCUGCCCGAGCUCAAUGCUGACCUGAUUAUCGCGAGGAAGGGCCCCCUCAUCAACUCCUGUACCAAGUGCCAUAACAACAACAACAGGAGUUUCCUGCUAUUCAACGGAUGGGAGAACCUGCAGGUAUCCAGCGCGGAGGAGUUCCUGAGAAAGUUGAAUUGCACGAGGGACGACACCCGGGUCAAAGUCGUGUCGAUAUUCGGAAACACGGACGACGGGAAGAGCCACACCAUGAACCAGAUGUUUUUUAGGGGCGAGGAGGUGUUUCAGACGUCGAACGACCAGAACUGUUGCACGCUAGGCAUCUGGGCGGCAUUUGAUUCAGCUCUCAAUGUUGUUUGCCUCGACACGGAAGGUUUACAAGGUAUCACUGCGAGCUGCGAAGACGUGCGGACGAGGUUGCUGCUCAAAGUACUCGCGGUCUCCGACGUCGUGAUCUACGGGAUCCAUUCCGAGAGGUUGAACAGGGAUCUGUUCACGUUUUUAGGCGCCGCGUCGCGCGCUUACAGCCAUCGUUUCAAGGUCGCCCUGCAAGCCAUCGGACAGAGAGAGGGGAUCUCUACGUUGAGCACGCUCGGGCCUAGUGUCAUAGUGCUGCACGAAACCAGGCACACCAUACCUUUGAUCAACAACGGGUCAGAAAGCGCGGAGGACAUCCUGAGGGCCAGAUUCGCGCAGAUGAACCUUGAGAUCGACGCUUUCAGCUCCAUCAAGUACGUCGGUUUGCAGGCGGUGAACGACGUAACAGAUUACGGAGAGUUGCGGUCCGCCAUCGAGAACGAGUUGAACAAUACGACGGUUCGUUCGGCCAGAAACCUGCACCUGGUCUACAACACUCUUAAGAGGCUACACGACGAGCUGUCCAGCGAGAACGAGAACCUUUCCUACGCUGUAUUCCCAGAACAGUAUUUCACUUGUCCCGCCAAAUGUCUGAGCUGCGAUAGCGGCUGUAACAACAGUAUGGGACACCUUCGUGAGGGAAAGCCACACAGUAGUAACACCAGGUGUAAAUUCCAGUGUCAGUAUGAAAAUUCGACAUACAUAUGCAAGAGAUGUUACAAGAACGGAAACGAAGUUGAGGUGAACAGGCAGUAUUACGAGGAAAGCCAAAGCAGCUGGUACAGUUUCGCUAAGAAUGCCUGGUCGGGCUACGUCAUAAAAUGCCCGCACUGUGGAGAAAUAUACAAGAGCAGGCAAUACUGGUACGGCAACAAUCCCGAGGACGUCGCCGUACGCAAAAAGAUCACGCACGUGUGGAAUACGUCGAAUCGUUCCAUAGCUCCCCAGAAUACGGCGCAACGGGUUAUCGAUAGCGUGUCGUAUAUCACCGAAGCCGUCACGAACGCUUCUCUGCAGCCAACGAGAGCGCUGAGAGCCUGGGCCGCGGAUCAAGUGGCACCGUCUUACUGGCGACCGAAUAACGAGAUAAAAUACUGCUACCAGUGUAAAGUCGUGUUCAGUCUGGCGGACGACAAGCACCACUGCCGCGAUUGUGGGGAAGGCUUUUGCGCGCAGUGCUCGUCGAAAACGAAAUGCGUGCCCAACAGAAACUGGCACUCGCCCGUUCGGGUUUGCGACACGUGCUACGAGAGAGAGACAAACUGCUCCAGCGACGACUCUCUCGAGCCCGCCGAGGACGUCGGCGUACGAAAAGUGACGGAGCACGUGGUGUCAACGCUCAACGCUGUUGGGACAGUUUUCACUUAUUCCAAAUCAUUCAUAAAAGAUUCCGUACGACCAUCUUAUUGGACUCCCGACUCAGAGGUGGUCAACUGUUGCGUCUGCGAGCGGAAGUUUUCCUCGACACUUCCGUUACACCACUGUAGAGCUUGCGGACGCGGCGUGUGCCACGAAUGCUCGCAGCACCGUAAGCCUGUACCUCAUCGAGGAUGGGAUCAUCCUGUCAGAGUAUGCAACGCCUGCGUUUGAAAUCAUUUGGAGGCGUACGUCUCAAAAGCAACAGAGCCCAAAAAUAUAGAGAUCUCCGAGACAGAUGGAGAGAGAGAGAGAGAGAGAAAGAGAAGAGAAUGUUCACUUGAAACGAAAUAAAUUUAUUUAUUUCACUUUUGCUUUUAUAACAGUAAAUUCGGUUGCUUGCACUGGUGCACACUGAACGUACACUAAGGAUUCUUCAGUGUUAGUUCUCAUAUUUACGGAUGUUUUAAACGCACAUUAAAAACUAUUUAGCCAAAAACAAAAAAUCCGUAUGAUGGCGUACAGAUAAUUUUUCUGGUUAAAAAGUACAAGAGACAUUUAAAAUAAUUCUUAAAUAUAAAAAGUGACUAUAAACGAGCCAUGCGCACUCAAUGCACACUGGUGCAAGCACCCGAAUUCGCUGUAGAAUAUGGUAAACAGAAGUUGUAUUAACUUACUUGUGAAUAGAGUAUCUUAGAUUUGUAUGGCCAAAUCUCGUAGUUAAAAACGUAGUGUUUUGAAAGAACUUUUUAAUAUAAAACUAGAGAAUUUUGACUUUUUAAAAUUUUAAAUAAAAUUUUCAGCUCAAUAUUUUUUAUUUCUAAUGAUGUGAUUACUUUAUCAUCAAAGCUGUGCGAUAAAAUAUCUGAAAAAAACAAUUUUUUUUACCUAUAUAUUUUCAAACAUAGAGAACUUGAAGUAUAUAUUUUUACGAUUUUAGAUUGAGAACGUCAGAUUUUUUUCGGGAAUCUAGAGUUGUGCCGAAAAAUCGUUUGAAAGCUCGUUUAUUUUAGUUUCUGUAAUUAGGAAAUAAUUUUGUGAUUAAAUGUACAUAAAUGUAUAAUUGUGCCAUAAUUGCGGUCAUCACUGUUUGACAUCAACUUCCCGAAGUGUAUUAAAGACACGCUACCUUUAACGUACAAUUUUCUAUCUCUAAAAGUUACAGAUCGACAUUACGCUUGAACAUUGGUCGGUGAAGAGCUGGUUAAAGAUCUAUGUUGACGAUAGCAAGUUCCAUAUAUAAUACAGCAUUAGCCUUUGUACAUAUGUACAGUAAUGACUCGUGUAAUGACCGACAGUUGUAGCAUAGUAUAACUAGUAGGUCCAUUCCGUCAUUUCUUUCGUUUUGUAUCGAUCCCUUCUGCGCGUCCUGCAUUGCUCUAGGCAAACCAAUGAGAGAAAAGGUGUAUGUGGUAGUGUGGCUUCAAUGAGUACGUAUACACAUACACGUCGCUGAUUCCUGCCCGGAUGUAUGGUGGAAUACCACGUGAUCAGGACAGCAAAGAUCAAAGAGGCCGGCAGAGAGUGGACCUACUUCUAGUUAUACUAUGAAUGUAGGAAGAAGAUUGUUUACAACAAGUGUAAAUCUCAUGGCUGUGACAAUUGUUAAUACCGGCAUACGGCGUUCGAAAACACGUAUUCAGAUAGGACACGCGACAGCACGUCUUCGAAAAUGGGAACUAUUACUUUUAUUUCGUUCUGUAUAUUAUGACACGCAGCUUGAAAUAAACGAAUGCUUGCAGUAA